Molecule: messenger RNA, 2630 nt
Organism: Eucalyptus grandis
Lineage: Eukaryota; Viridiplantae; Streptophyta; Magnoliopsida; Myrtales; Myrtaceae
Product: probable serine/threonine-protein kinase WNK4
Exons: 8
Coding region: 450-2630 (726 amino acids)
Biological process (GO): protein phosphorylation; intracellular signal transduction
Cellular component (GO): cytoplasm
Molecular function (GO): ATP binding; protein serine/threonine kinase activity
Source: RefSeq, a predicted model, not a curated record
CAGAGCAACAAAAUGGCAACCGAGUAACCGCAGGAUCGACCGCACAAGUGGUGGCCAUCCCUUCGCUGGCGCGCGCUCACCUUCCUGCCUCCCCGACAAUGGCGUUCAUAUAACCUCGGCUCUUGCUCUCCUUUUCUUUCCUCCCCUUUUCUUUUCCUUUUCCCACCUCGGAUCCUCCUCGUACCCCAUUGCUCUGGAACGUCAACGUUCUUGUUUUUCACUUUUCUCGCUGGUGGGGACGGGCGGGUUUGACGCAGCUCGAAGAACGAAUGAUGGGUUUUGGUUUUGGUUGUGGUUUGGGUUUGGUGUGAGAAUAUGGUGGGUUUGGGUGGCGCGGCAAGUGGGCUUCUGCGCGCGUCAAGCUCAUCGUUGCCUCCUCCUCCUUCCCUCCUCCUCCUCCUUCACCCUCACCUUGGACAGCAGCAACAGCAAUCUCACGUUGCUCUCGGAUGCCGACCCCGAUCCUCGGGAUCGGCAUUCUCCUCUUUACCAAAGGGCCACCGUCCAUUCUGCUGCAGCCAUUGUUCCGUUCCUCGUGGGGUCGAUCAACGGCGACUGGCUGUCUGAGCCGUUGCCGUCUCUCCAUUCCCAGAUUCACAGCCUGCUUCUUCCUCGGGUUCCUGGUUUCCGUGUGGUUCUUGGCCAGAAUGAAUUCUUUUGCCGUCCUCCCUGCCAGUGACGCCAGCUCGUUAAAGGAUGGCAGCGAUGAUUCCGACUCCGAUUACGUUGAGAAGGAUCCUGCUGGGCGCUAUGUUCGGUAUAGCGAGAUCUUGGGCAAGGGAGCUUUCAAGACUGUAUAUAAGGCAUUUGACGAAGUUGAAGGAAUAGAAGUUGCAUGGAACCAAGUCAAAAUUGAUGAUGUCUUGCAGUCACCAGAAGAUCUGGAAAAACUCUAUGUGGAGGUUCAUUUGCUGAAAAUGUCGAAGCAUGAAAAUAUCCUAAAGUUUUACGAUUCCUGGGUGGAUGACAAGAAGAAAACUAUUAACAUGAUUACUGAACUCUUCACAUCAGGAAGCUUGCGGCAGUAUCAUAAGAAGCAUAAAAAUGUGGACAUGAAGGCAAUAAAAAAUUGGGCAAGGCAGAUUCUUCAAGGUCUGGCCUACCUACAUAGUCAAAACCCUCCAAUCAUUCACAGAGAUCUGAAGUGUGACAAUAUUUUCGUAAAUGGAAAUCAUGGAGAAGUUAAAAUUGGAGAUCUUGGGUUAGCAACUGUUAUGCAGCAACCAACAGCUCGGAGUGUUAUAGGAACUCCUGAGUUUAUGGCACCAGAGCUUUAUGAAGAGAACUAUAACGAACUUGUUGACGUAUACUCUUUUGGGAUGUGCAUGUUGGAGAUGGUUACUUGUGAAUAUCCCUACAGUGAAUGCAUAAAUGCAGCUCAGAUAUAUAAGAAAGUUACCUCGGGGGUAAAACCUGCUUCUCUUAGUAAGGUGAGUGAUCCUCAAAUUAGGGAGUUCAUUCAGAAAUGUCUCGUUCCAGCAAGCGAUAGGCUUUCUGCAAAGGAGCUUCUGACUGACGCCUUCCUUCAAACUGAGAAUCCAAAGGAAUUGAUUCGUGAUCCUUUGUCAUUGCCUAAUUUAAGCCCCAGGUCAUUAAAUUUGUCAGGUCCUCUAUCCAUGGAUGUUGACACUGACUAUAAGCUGCUGUCCUUAAGCACCUGUAGUAGAAGCAACAAGGAGAACCUGCAUUGCCCCGUUCUAGAAUUUCAGAGGACGAAUAACAAUAAUGAGUUCAGGCUGAAAGGAAUGAAAAAUGAAGACAACACUGUUUCAUUGACCUUGCGUAUUGCUGACUCAGCUGGUCGAGUCAGAAACAUACAUUUCCUCUUUUACCUUGAAAGUGAUACUGCACUCUCGGUGGCGGCGGAGAUGGUUGAACAUUUGGAGUUGGCAGAUCAUGAUGUCACCUUCAUUGCUGAGUUUAUUGACUUUCUAAUAAUUAGACUUCUACCUGGUUGGAAGCCCUCCUCCAAUUAUAUGUCGCAUGGAGUGGGGGUACCCGGAAUUUCCUCAGUUCAUGGGAAAGACAAAGUCUCAGAAGAUGCAGGUCUGCCGGAUGUUAGGCUGCAAGGCAUUCAGGGUGACUCUUAUGAUAGCAUUGGCAGAACCAUUUACGACAAUGGCUUUUAUUCGUCUCAGCACCUGGCUAAUUUGGGAGAUCAAGACUCAGGGGCAUCGGUUGCUUCAGAGAUACUAGAACAUAAACAUGAUGAAGCAGCUGAAUUUGUAGAUUGUACCAUGGACGGAUUAUGCAAUGACUCGAGUGGGUAUGCCUCCGAGGAUUUUGGGGAUUCACAUUAUGAGGAUUGCAGACCGUCUGAGAAUGAUAUUAGAGCAGGAGACUGUUUCCAAAUGAACAACUUUCUGAGGAACUCAACAUCGUCCUUUGCCGAUUUGAGCGGAAUAUCUAACGUCAUGAGCCUCACAAGCAGCUGUUCUUCGUUAUCAUUUGCGGAGAAAGAUAUGGAUCUUGAGCUGAAGUUGGAACUAGAUGCAAUUGAAGCACAAUAUCAGCAUUGGUUUCUUGAACUUUCAAGAAUGAGAGAGGAAGCUUUGGAGGCCACCAAGAAGAGAUGGGUGACAAAGAAAGCUAACUAUUCAUUAAUAAUAACACCUGCUGCGAUUCUCUAG